Molecule: messenger RNA, 417 nt
Organism: Sturnus vulgaris (Common starling)
Lineage: Eukaryota; Metazoa; Chordata; Aves; Passeriformes; Sturnidae
Gene: CRABP2
Product: cellular retinoic acid binding protein 2
Molecular function (GO): lipid binding
Source: RefSeq, a predicted model, not a curated record
AUGCCAAACUUCUCCGGGAACUGGAAGAUGAAGAGCUCGGAAAACUUCGAGGAGCUACUGAAGGCGCUGGGCGUGAACAUGAUGCUGCGGAAGAUCGCGGUGGCGGCGGCAGCGAAGCCGGCGGUGGAGAUCCGGCAGGACGGGGAGAGUUUCUACAUCCGCACCUCGACCCCCGUGCGCACCACCGAGAUCCGCUUCAGGGUGGGCGAGGAGUUCGAGGAGCAGACGGUGGACGGGCGGCCCUGCAAGAGCCUGGCCAGGUGGGAGAGCGAGAACAAGAUGGUGUGUGAGCAGCGGCUGCUCAAGGGCGACGGGCCCAAGACGGGCUGGUCCCGGGAGAUGACCAACGACGGGGAGCUCAUCCUGACCAUGACGGCCGACGACGUUGUGUGCACCAGGGUCUACGUCCGGGAGUGA